Messenger RNA from Didymodactylos carnosus, 2604 nucleotides. Lineage: Eukaryota; Metazoa; Rotifera; Eurotatoria; Philodinida; Philodinidae. The record is from the annotation of a GenBank genome assembly.
AUGGGAAAUAAAACUUUAACCAUAUUCGGACAGAAACAAUCGUCCUUUACUAAACAGAAGAGCAGCAGUUCUCAACCUGGUACACCGACAACUCCGAUAGACAACAGUAGAAGUUUUGAAUCAUUUCUACUGGUCUGGCUUUCUCCAGACGUUAAUACAAAUCCUGGAAAUUUAGCGACGCAGGCAAAAUUACGUAACAUCAUUACGUCAUUGAUAACGUUUUCCGACUGUGAACAGUGUGAGCAAUGGAUAAGUAAAGAAGAAAGCAACGUGGAGAAAAUUAUAUUUAUCGUAUCUGGCACCUUCGGACAGAAGAUUCUACCUAAAAUUCACGGUUUACAACAAUUAAUCGCUGUUUAUGUCUACUGUGCGAAUGUUAAACGACAUGAAGGAUGGGCAUCGAAUUAUACAAAGGUACGAACCGUAGUUUCAUUAACGGAUAAGUUAAUCGAACAAAUCUCCCUUGACCAAAAUUGUCGAGAGCUAAUGGAAGACACAAAAGCUCUCCAUUUUACGAAGACUGAUGAUUUCUUGAACAAUCCUCAUUUUGUGUGGUAUCGAUUGUUUAUAGAUUUAUUAUUACGUACUGGUGUUCAACCUUCUAAAUCAGACUUCGUUUGUAUGUUAGAACAAUAUACAAAGAAUGACGUCGAGGGUAAAUCAUUAGUUAAAGAGUUCAGCAAAACGUAUGAUUGGAAUCGUGCUUUGUGGUGGUACACACGUGAUACUCUGCUUAAUCGUCUUGUUAACAAAGUUCUUCGUGAGCAGAACAUUGAAAUGCUGUUCAUACUCCGUUUCUUGUUGGUAGACAUUUAUAAACAGUUAAAAUAUAUUUCGGAUUUUAAACGUGGUCAAGAGCACAAACUUCUAGUGUAUAAAUUAUUGCCGAUAACGAAAGAAGAACUAAACAAGAUGAAAUCAAAUAUCGGACAGUAUUUAUGUAUGAACGGCUUUUUGUUUGCUACCCGAGAUUCAAAAUUGGCUGCUGAACAAGCAAAACUUUUCACUGUUGCAAAUGGUGAAUUUGUUCUAUUAGAGAUUGACGUCGAUCUGAAUGUUAAUUAUAUGAUACCUUUUGGUGAUAUAAGUCAUUUAAGUUAUGAUCAAAACCCUGUCAACCAAUUCUUAUUUAUGUGCGGCUCCAUAUUUCGAAUUAAAUUCGUGGAUUCUCCUAAUAAAACAAAAACAUGGACUAAAGUUCAAUUGUUAUUAGCCGAUCGAAAUCAUGAACUAGACAAAGUACGAUACAAAUUUGAGGGGGAACAAGAUCCGCUUUUAAUUGGACAUUAUCUAGAAGAAGCUGGCGAGCAUAAUAAAUGUGAAAUAUUUUAUGAAAGAAUGCAGCAAGAAUUACCAAAAGAUAGUUUGGCUGCUAAAUCCUGUCAAGAACAAUUGAACCUAAUUCGAAAUAGUAACAAGGAGCCGAUCAAAUCCUCAAAAGAGAUAACAGUUCAACAGAAAGAAAACGAAUCAUAUAUUUUAAAAACAAAAUUCAUCCUUUUCGAAUUAAAACCGCAUUUAACCGAAACUACAAAGUCAAUAUUAACAAUAUUACAAAAACUCGUUCCAAACUCUAUAGAAAUAUUUGAAACAGCAACUGAAUACGAGAAGUUUUUAAAAUCGACAAGUAACAGUCAAAUUAUUGUGUUUACCGAUGGAAAAUAUGCGUCAAAAUUUGUGUACGAUAAACAAAUUGAUAUGCAAGUGUACAUGUUGUGUGAAAACAAAAUAGAUGUUCAUACACAUUCAAAAUGUAUAAAAGACCAAUUCGAUAAUAUUGAUGAUUUACUGUGUCAAUUGACUGAUGAAAUUGUAUGCGCAUAUCAUAAAGAAGCUAAAGAAGAUGAAAAUCGGGGCGAUUCGAUCAAAGCAAAGGAGAAGCUUGCAAAAGCUGAACAAGUACACUCAGAAGCAAUGAACGUGUACAAUCAACAAUUGGAACCCGAAGCUCAUAAAGAUUCUUCGACAUUACCACCUAUUUACAUUCGUUGGCUCGGUAAUAGACGUGACGGUAACAAUCGUGUUUUGCACGAAAAACUCAACCAGAUGCCAUUUUUACCAGAUUUACGGUUUGAUGCAAAUUAUGGGAUGUGUCGUAUAUCUACUGUUCUUCUUCAUGCAGCUGACUCAAAUGAGGUGUACAUCGCAAUUGAACUGAAUAAUAUCGGUGUCCUUACAUUCAUUAGAUUUUUCGACAAUACCAGGGACUGUGAACAAUUCAUCGCAAAUAAUCCAACAAAAGAGAUUACCCUGUUCACAUCGAGUCGGAAUUUAGCAUCAUGCAUCCCUACCUUGAAUAACAGAGUUACCAAACAACUUGCGACCAUCUAUGUAUUUUGUGAAACGGUGGAUCAGUUCAACUCUACGACAAGAUGGUCUCGUCGUUAUAAGAAAAUUUGUACAGUAAUGAUGUACAAUGACCUAGAGUAUACUCUUAUUUGGUAUGGUAUUAAUCACUGCAAACGUGUUCGGAGCGAAAAUAUACAGAAUGUAGGAUUUGCUGAAAUAGUUCGAAGGGAUGCAGAACAAUUAGCUCUAGCAUUAGCCGAAUAUUUUCAACAACAAGAAAAUAAUGUAGUCCAAGAGGCUGUGCAAGUAUCAUAA